UCGGUCGAAAAACUCGAGCUCUUAUCAUUCUAUUGGGUAGUCACCACAAAAACGUUUUUAUUGAUGAUUUAUUUUCAAAUAACUCAACACUGCGCAGUUCAUACCGUUCAGAAAAACAUGAAAUAUACAAUUCUUUUAUUUUUGCCCAUGCUAUUGGUUUUUCUAAAACUAACUGAAGCUAAAAAUAACUUUAAUUAUAUGAAUGACGAAGAAAUGCUGCAUUUAGGAGAAACCUUUAAAAAUAUUGAUAGAUUAGAGCAACGAAAUAUAUCUCAGCACAGACAGGGCGCUGCCUUUGCCAUAGAUUCAAAUGGCUACUUUAAAACAACCAUUUCAGGCGUGACGGAUUUGAUAGAUAUCUACAAUAAUAUACGUAGGAUGACACUUCAUUACAACCUUAUGAGGAGGUUCGAGACUAAUAGGUUUGAAGAUACAACACAAAUAGAUAUGGCUCAGACCCAGGUUACAACCGAAGAAGACCAGAAUCUCGAUGUGAUGGAAAAGAUACACCGGAAACUCUUUGGAAGCGAUGACCUAAUCGGUCUCUUGGCCAGGGGAAACCAGCUGCAAAUCUUUACUUGCAAAACACCGCAGUCUCCUCAGCAAUUCCUUUACACGCUAUAUGUGGAAUAUGUUAUACUAGAACUGAAAGCCCACGCCAUGGUAGAGUGGUCCUGGAUGUUUCUCAGGAAGUUCGGAAAGGGAGGAUCCCUCGAGGAGGAGAAAGCGAGUCGGGAAGCUUACAAGCGGAGGACACCUGGCACUUUGCCGAAGAUCAAGGCUUUGAUGAGCCAAGCAGAUCGCUCCGUGUGGCGCUGCGAUCCUAGGGAGCACAAGUCCAGGGUCACCUACGAGGAGAUCACCCGCCUAAUGCAGGGUUACGUGGAGAAUGAGGUGGACCUGAACACCGAUGGAACCUGCAGUCCUGACUGUGGCUUCUACAAAUCCUCUAAAAAUGAGGGGUGUUUCGAUAAGAAGUUCUGUUCUGAGCAGCCUAAGUGCGCCGGCGGAGUGUACGACUGUCGCUUUGUGGAAUCAGAAAUGCAGAUUUGUCAGGCGGAGCAGAGCUCCAACAGGCGGUACCAGUUUAUCCAGUAUGAAAGUGGAGUUGUUCAUGGACAAAAAGGAUCCUGUCACACGUGGUUAAACCAUGCCAAAAGCUGGAAUCGGUGGAUUUUCCAGGAGUGCAGCUACUGUGCUUGCCUCUGCGAUGAUCGAAUCCCCCAAUCGGAUCGGUACUUCAACCUGCGACCUGUGAUCGCCGAUGUGGAGAACAACAGAGUCGUGACGGGCCUUCGAUUUGUUAAGAAAAAUCGCAUUUUUCACCUGCAGAUUCAGGAGGGCGAGCUCCUGCCAUAUGGGGUCAUCAAUGAGUCAACUGUUCAGUGGAGUCCCGUGGAUACAUACUCCAUAUCCGAUGAGUAUGUCAAGAUAAACGUUGACUACCACAUGUUGACCUAUGAGAAUCGAUCCAUAAAUCUUGGCAAAGUGGAGGCGGACAACAAGUGGGUACUGGUGGUUACCGGGCUGCGGUUCCAAGUGGUCGGAGGCCAUCUUCAGCUGGAAGCCCAGUUCAGUAAAAUCGAUUUUGAAAACGGAAAGCUCAUCGAACCGACAACAUCGAGCAUUUGGAUAUCUGAGGGCAACGAUAAACCAAGGGAGAAGCUAUCCUUAAAGGACGUCCGAGUGCCCACGCAAUCCCCUGUCCCUUCGAUACCUUACCCAAGCGACAACCAGUAUAUCGAAUUUGCCAGCACUGGCUUUGAGCAUGAUGCUGCCCAGACCACCGUGCCCUUCAUCGACAUCCAGGAGGUGGUUUCUGAGCCGGCGGUGCCACUCUCCGGAAUUGGAGUUCACUACAAAGGCCGCGAUGGCUAUGGUGGGUUUCUGGCCCCCAAGAUUAUCACCUAUGACUUUACACCAUACGUCUAUGUGCCCACAUGGGGGUCACUAAACUCCAAAAAGCCGGAAUAA
Messenger RNA from Drosophila biarmipes, 1974 nucleotides. RefSeq lists its product as uncharacterized. NCBI's taxonomy places the organism in Eukaryota, Metazoa, Arthropoda, Insecta, Diptera, Drosophilidae. The transcript is spliced from 5 exons. The record is from RefSeq and is a predicted model, not a curated record. The coding region runs from base 64 to 1974 and encodes 636 amino acids.